Messenger RNA from Annulohypoxylon maeteangense, 1860 nucleotides. Its product is annotated as polyamine transporter 3. Bases 1 to 1860 code for a protein of 619 amino acids. Gene Ontology annotation, molecular function: transmembrane transporter activity. Gene Ontology annotation, cellular component: membrane. The record is from RefSeq and is a predicted model, not a curated record. Gene Ontology annotation, biological process: transmembrane transport. The transcript has 5 exons. NCBI's taxonomy places the organism in Eukaryota, Fungi, Ascomycota, Sordariomycetes, Xylariales, Hypoxylaceae.
AUGGAUCCGGAGAAAGGGCUUGGCAAGGAUAAAGGAGAGUCCGGUCCGAUAGAGGCCCGCGAUAUGACCUCGCGCGAGGGCUCUCUUGAGAAAGAAAAGAGUCCGCGCCGGCGUAGCUGUCAAAGCCGCGCGUCAAAUGCUUCCGACGACAGCGAUCCUUUAUCGCCACUUGAAUUGGCGCUUUCGCCUGGCCAGGAAACAUUCGAAGAAGUUGCUCGCAUACAAACCACUACUAGUAUCGGGAGCUCGGCGUCGCGUCCGCCGGAUUUCGAGGUCGUGUUUGAUGAGGACGACCCGGAAAAUCCACGGAAUUGGCCGUCAUGGUACAGGGGUUUGAUCGUCUUCUCUAUCUCGUUUACUUCCUGGGUCGUCGUAUUCUAUAGUACUAGCUAUAGUGCCGCCAUACCUGGCCUGGUGGAGGAGUUUGGUGUUUCCACCACAGUCGCGACGCUUGGCAUCACCACUUACCUACUCGGCCUUGCGGCGGGUAGUCUGCUCGUCGCGCCGGUGAGCGAGCUGUAUGGUCGCCGACCCGUGUACAUUGGCUGCAUGAUAUGCUUCACAAUUCUGAUUAUACCAUGUUGCGUAGCGACGUCGUUGACCGAAAUCAUAGUGGUUAGAUUCUUUGGGGCAAUGUUCGGUGCUUGCAUGGUUACCAAUAGCGCAGGUACAGUCGUCGAUAUAUCAACUGAACAAACUCGGCUCCUAACCAGUGCCAUGAUCCUAAGCCUGUGGUCAAUCGCACCUUUGAAUGGGCCUGUCACCGGACCAGUAAUUGGCGGAUUCGUAUACCAAUACCUCGGCUGGCGAUGGGACAACUGGCUCGUCCUAAUCCUAGCCGGUGUCGGCACAGCGACCAUGCUAUUCCCCAAGGAAACUUACGCGCCGAUGAUUCUUAAAGCGAAGACGGCGCGCUUACGCAAGGAAACCGACGAUGAGCGAUGGUGGUGUCGCUACGAUGUGAAGCUGUCCACGGCCGCGCUGGUAAAAGUUAGCAUGCUGCGCCCGUUUGCGUUGUCCUUCACAGAGCCCAUCCUGUGGUUCUUCAACGUCUGGAUUUCUCUCAUAUACGGAAUCCUCUACUUAUGCUUCGUCGCCUAUCCCAUCGUAUUCUCCCAGCAUCGCGGCUGGAGCCCGGGUAUCUCUGGGCUAGCAUUCGUCGGUAUAGGAGUCGGAUCCAUGAUCGCGAUUCUCGGCGAGCCUUUCUGGCGCAAGAUCAUCAACUCGCACCCGAAAGACCCCUUAACCGGCAGGGUGCCCCCAGAAGCAACCGCGCGUGUAAUGAUUAUCGGAAGUAUCUUAGUCCCCGUAGGCCAGCUCGUUUUCAGCUGGACAUGUCUCCCCGGGACGAUUCAUUGGGCGGUCCCCAUCGCCUUCGGCAUCCCUUUUGGAUGCGGAAAUGCUCUUAGCUUUAUAUACGGCUCUAACUACCUAGCCGGCGCCUAUGGAAUUUACGCCGCUUCGGCGUUAGCAGGGAAUGCAGUCACGCGUUCUAUUUUCGGUGCCACCCUCCCUCUAGCCGGCCCUUCCAUGUACUCGACCCUCUCACCACAAUGGGCCGGCACGCUUCUCGGGCUAUUAGAAGCAGCGAUGAUCCCAAUUCCCCUCGUCUUCUACCGCUACGGCGAGAGAAUCCGCGCGAAGAGCCCGAUUAUCCGACAGAUGAGGGAAGACCAGGAGAAGAACGAGCUUCGAGCCGAGAAGGCGCAAAGAAGGAAAGCGAGACGCGCAGAAAAUGCGGGAAAGUCGACAUCGGUGAAAGUUGGGGGUAAAACGGGGGCGGAAGACUUGGAGAAAGGCGUUGCUGGGCCAAGUGCUGCGGAUGCGCCACCGGCAGCGAAAGAUGAGACAACUGUGUGA